GCCGCGCGGGGCGGGGAUUGGUCCGCUCUUGGUUUGGGCUCCCCGCAGUUCGCCGCCGUCCGCCGUCUCCGGGACACCUGCUCGCUCCGCCCGUCCGGCGGCGCGGGAUUCCCUGCCGCGCUCUCCCCGCCUCCCAGUUCGCAGGGCCCGGCCGUCCUGUACCCGGACCCCGCGUCGCUCCUCUGAGACACCGCAGGGCGAGAUGAGCGCGGACGUGGCGGCCGGGGCGCCCCUGCCCCGGCUCUGCUGCCUGGAGAAGGGUCCGAACGGCUACGGCUUCCACCUGCACGGGGAGAAGGGGAAGGCGGGCCAGUACAUCCGGCUGGUGGAGCCCGGCUCGCCGGCCGAGAAGGCGGGGCUGCUGGCCGGGGACCGGUUGGUGGAGGUGAACGGCGAGAACGUGGAGAAGGAGACCCACCAGCAGGUGGUGAGCCGCAUCCGAGCCGCGCUCAACGCCGUGCGCCUGCUGGUGGUCGACCCCGAAGCGGACGAGCAGCUGCAGAAGCUCGGCGGCCAGGCCCGGGAGGAGCUGCUGCGCGCCCAGUUAGGACCCGGGCAGGCCGAGCCGCCGGGCGCCGUCGGGGCGCAGGGGGUUGGCGACCAAAAUGAGCCACGCGAGGCCGAGAAGAGCCACCCCGAGCGGCGUGAGCUUCGGCCUCGACUCUGUGCCAUGAAGAAGGGCGCCAAUGGCUAUGGCUUCAACCUGCACAGUGACAAGUCCAAGCCAGGCCAGUUCAUCCGGGCAGUGGACCCAGACUCGCCGGCUGAAGCUUCGGGGCUCCAGGCCCAGGACCGCAUUGUGGAGGUGAACGGAGUCUGCAUGGAGGGCAAGCAGCAUGGGGACGUGGUGUCCGCCAUCAGGGCUGGUGGGGAUGAGACCAAACUGCUGGUGGUAGACAAGGAAACCGACGAGUUCUUCAAGAAGUGUAAAGUGAUCCCGUCUCAUGAGCACCUGAAUGGUCCCUUGCCUGAGCCCUUCACCAAUGGGGAGAUACAGAAGGAGAACAGUGGUGAAGCCCUGUCUGAGGCAGCCUCGGAGAGCCCCAGGCCAGCCCUUGCGAGAUCCACCUCCAGUGAUAGCAGUGAGGAGCUGAAUUCCCAAGACAGCCCCAAGAGACAGGACUCUACAGCGCCGUCGUCUACCUCCUCCUCCGACCCCAUCCUGGAUUUCAACAUCUCCCUGGCUGUGGCCAAAGAGAGGGCCCACCAGAAGCGUGGCAGCAAGCGGGCCCCACAGAUGGACUGGAGCAAGAAAAACGAACUCUUCAGCAACCUCUAAGCACUCCAGCCACCCAGGGGGCUGCAAGGGCCAAGCCAGCCUCCCCACCCAACCUCUCUCCCUUUCCCUCCUCCCCAGUUAC
Molecule: messenger RNA, 1361 nt
Organism: Galeopterus variegatus (Sunda flying lemur)
Lineage: Eukaryota; Metazoa; Chordata; Mammalia; Dermoptera; Cynocephalidae
Gene: NHERF1
Product: solute carrier family 9, subfamily A (NHE3, cation proton antiporter 3), member 3 regulator 1
Exons: 6
Coding region: 203-1279 (358 amino acids)
Biological process (GO): protein localization to plasma membrane
Cellular component (GO): apical plasma membrane
Molecular function (GO): signaling receptor binding; protein-membrane adaptor activity
Source: RefSeq, a predicted model, not a curated record